This is a messenger RNA of Eucalyptus grandis, 9838 nucleotides long. RefSeq lists its product as uncharacterized. The record is from RefSeq and is a predicted model, not a curated record. Gene Ontology annotation, molecular function: ADP binding; ATP hydrolysis activity. Bases 75 to 9239 code for a protein of 3054 amino acids. The transcript has 11 exons. Lineage: Eukaryota; Viridiplantae; Streptophyta; Magnoliopsida; Myrtales; Myrtaceae. Gene Ontology annotation, biological process: signal transduction; defense response.
AGAGAGAGAGGGAAGAGAGCGAGAGAGAGAGCAACGCGAAUUGGUCCGUGGCGUUUCGAAUCUUUCUCCGAGUCAUGGCUUCUGAAGUCGGGACUGCUGGACGGAAGAGAAAAAUAGCGGAAUCGUCUUCAACCACACCGUCACCGUUUGGAGGAAUCAAUUAUGAAGUAUUCGUGAAUUUUAGAGGUCUAGAUACUCGCAACGGAUUCGUGGGUCACCUAUAUGACAAACUGGAAAAUGCAGGGAUCAAGGUUUUUAAAGAUGAUGAAAAGCUCCGUGGUGGAGAAGAGAUCGGUCAGGCGCUAAAAGAUGUGAUCAAGCGGUCGAGGAUCUCGAUAGCCAUCUUCUCCGAUGAUUAUGCUUUUGCUAAAUAUUGCCUCAUGGAGCUGGAACAAAUGUGGGAGUGCAGACGACCGGAUGAACAUACUCUUAUCCCUAUUUUCUGUGGUGUUAGUCCCGACAUUGUGAAAAACCAGACUGGAAAUUUUAAAACGUCCUUCGAGAAACAUGAGAAGGAGGGCAAAGUCGACGCGAAUACCAUCCAAAAAUGGAGGGAGGUCCUUCAACAGGUCGGGGGAUUAACCGGAUAUGUGCUGGCGGACAUGCGGGAUGAGGCUGCCCUCCUAAAAAAAGUUCUUGAACGAGUCGAGGAGGUGUUGGAUGAGGGUGACCAAUAUGUACCCGACAAUCUAGUUGGAAUCGGACUUUGUGUUCAAGAGAUGAUGACAAAGCUUGGUGUUGUCUAUGGCCAGGGAGAAGCAACGAAAGUAUGCGGGGACGGUGUGCGUGUCGUAGGAAUAUGCGGUAUGUCGGGUGUCGGAAAGACUACACUUGCAAAGGUUGUCUACAACAAGAUUCAUAAGUCAUUUGAUGUGUAUAGCUUCCUUGAAGGUAUAAAUUCGAAAGGAGUCAAGGUUUCCCCUGAUAUGUUGAUUGCUGAACUUAAAAAAGAAAAGCAUGAUCCACGGGGACCUUUUGGUAGAGGUAUUAAAAGAUUGAAAAGUCUCUUUACUGACAUGAAGGUUCUCAUUGUGCUUGACGAUGUGCAUAGGCCUGAACAAAUUGGAGCAUUAGCUGGGAUCCUUUCUUGGUUGGGUCAAGGAAGUAGAAUUAUUGUGACCACAGAUAGCAGAGUAGUUUUAAAUGUGUUCGACAAUGUAGCAGUUGAAGAAUACAAGGUUGAACCAAUGGGAUAUUACCAUGCUCAUCGACUCUUUUGGAAGCAUGCUUCACAAGGGAAUGUUCCCCGAGAUGUCGAUGAGUACGAUUCCUUGUCCAGAGACAUCGUCGUAGCUCUUGGAGGGAUUCCGAUGGCUAUUGUGCUUUGGGCGAAUUAUUUAAAGAAAGAGAAGAAUAUAGAGACAUGGAGAAGUACCCGGGACAACAUAAGCUAUAAUCCACAUGAGAGAAAAGUGGAAGCUGCCUUGAUCGCCAAUUACCAAUCUUUAUAUCAGAGUACAAAGAUGGUAUUCCUUGACAUAGCUUGUUUUUUUAUUGGAAAGGAUGAGAGGAUUUCCUCUUACAUGUGGCAGGCUUGUAAGUGCUAUCCUCCUUUAGAAACAAGAGAACUUCGCAACAUGCAUUUCUUGGAAGAUGGAGAAAAUAAUGAAUUAAGAAUGCACAGCCUGUUAAGAGACUUUGGCAGGAAAAUUGUCGAGAGGAACGUUCUUCAACAGCGUUGCAGCAUCUGGAAGUUCAGUGAUGCAUGUUCCAUUCUAGAGGACGGUCAGCAUAAUGAAAGUGUCGAAGGCAUUAGUCUCACACUUGAAGAGGGUGGUACCGUCCGUUUUACAUGUGAAGCACUCAGCAACAAACCGAAUUUGAGGUACCUCAGACUGGAUGGGGCUAACAGUGAGAAUCUUAUUUCAAAUUCGAGUAACAUUGAGAGAGAGCCUGAGAAUCUUCUUCCAAAUUUGAAGUGGCUUGAUUGGCACGCCAGCCAUUUCAUUCCUGAGCUGUGUAAUAUGGAUUUGAAGGAAUUACUCAUUCUCGAUCUGUCUAGGAGUCUGGUCACCCAAAAUCCACAUGUCUGGAAGCAAAUCAUGGUGAAGGUGAAGGAAUUGAAAGUCUUGAACCUACAAGGAUGUGAUCUGUUAAAGGCAUCGUGGGAGUCUUCAGCUUCGACCAGUUUGGAGAUGUUGAUAAUGGAAGAUUGUACUCGGUCACCUGCACUCUGUGCGUUCAUCAGUCAGCUGGAGAGCUUGAAAUCCUUGAAUUUGAGAAACUGCAAGGGAGUCCAGCAGUUGGUCCAACAACUGCACGGCAAGAAAUUUUUGACGGAACUUCUGAUUGACGGAACUGACGUCGAAGAAAUUCAUAUCGAGAAUAAUUCUUUGAAGAACCUUGAAGUACUUAGUGCUCGUGACUGUGAAAAGUUGAAGGACAUAUCCCCAAUUGGCCACCUGACGAAACUAAAAAGUCUUGCUCUGGAUGGUGCAAUUAAUUGGCAUCCGGAAGCUUUUGAUUUUCCUCCGAAUCUUGAAAGACUUUCUCUAAGCAAGUGUAAGAAGUUGUUUGAACUUCCACCUUCAAUCGGGAUGCUAAAGCAGCUGGAGGUAAUGGACCUUUCAGACACUGGAAUCAUGGAAAUGCCACCAUCAGUCAAGCAUUUGAGUAGUCUGAAGUUGCUGAAGAUGGAACGCACUCACCUACAAAAAUUUCCUGUAGAUGUUGUGGACUUAAAGAAACUGGAAGAGAUAGAUUUCUCUGGCUGCAAAAGUUUGGAGGCCCAAGAUAGUUGUGAUAUUUCGGGACUAUUCUCUUUGAGAAUUUUGAGGUUAUCAUCAUCCAUCGUGGUUGGGCUGCCUCAGCGUAUUUGUGAUCUCCCUUGCCUCCGAACCCUUGACGUAUGUAAGUGCGAACGGCUUCAAGCACUUCCAGAGUUGCCCUCCAGUUUAGUCACACUCUGCGGGGGAUUCAAAAUCAUGGAAGCCUCCAAAUUGACGAAUCUGACAAAUCUAAAAGAGCUAUGCUUGAGUGAUGAUGAACAGCCAGAAGCAGGGUCAUCGAAUCAGACCCCAAAUAUGCGGUGGAUCAUGGGAUUAACAAGUCUAGAGACCUUGGAAUUGUCCCUUCUAAAUAUCACCAAUCUCCCUGGGGAUUUUCGUGCCCUUACUCGGCUCCGGGAACUCACUUUAUCCUACAUGGAGAAGCUAGACAUCACACAACUUCCCUCGUCCUCAAGCUUAUGGACUCUGCGUCUCAAACACUGCAAGAUUCAAGAGCCAAAAUUUUCUGGUCUAAAGUGUCUGUCAGAACUAGAACUAGAGGACUGCGAUUUAGAAGAAAUUGAUGGUCUUAAAGAUUUACAGAGUUUGGAAGUCCUGAAAAUUUUUCAAUGCUGCAGAAUAACAGACCUUAAUGGGCUCAAAGAUUUACCACGUCUCAGGAAGGUGAAAGUUUUCCCUUUUGAUGCUGCCAGUCUAUCAGAAUUACGCGAAAGUAGAUGUGAAGUGGACACCUGUAUCCCGCCUUCUUCUCGGUCUGUGGAUGGAGUCGAAGCUGCCAUCGAGAGCAUGGAGAAUAUGAAAGAUGAAGCUGGACAGCGAACAGUAGACAUGGAAGCCUCAGAUAGGAAUUAUGCAAUUGCAGCUGUUCAGAAUUUGGUUGGAAUUGAUGAUCGUGCAAAACAAAUCACCGGCUUACUGGAGAUGGAAGGCAAUGAUGAGGUGCGCAUUAUUGGAAUCUAUGGAACCGAUGGAAUUGGCAAGACGACUCUCGCCAAGGUUGUAUAUGACCAGAUCUCUUCUUGUUUCGACAGUUGUAGCUUUCUUGCAGAGGUCGGAGAAACCACACAAAGUUCUGGUGGAAUUCAGUUUUUGCAAAAUAAGUUGAUACGUGAUAUCCUUGAACGAGAUCACGAAGAUCCUUCUUUUGAUGAAACAAUGGAAGAUUUUGUGGAUAUAUUUCGUGAAAUGAAAGUUCUAAUAGUUGUCGAUGCCGUGGAAAAGCCAUCUGAUCUUUAUGCUAUCGUAGGAGACCAGCUUCAAUGGUUUGGUCCAGGUAGUCGAGUAAUUGUGACUUCUCAAAAUGAGGAAAUUCUCGAAGGGUAUGAUUCCGACAAGGCUCCUACCUACAUGAUUAGCGAGUUGGAUGAUGGUCAAGCUUUUGAACUUUUCUGCAAGCAUGCAUUCAGGAUGCAAUCUUCCAUACCUGAUUAUGAUGAACUCUCAAACCGCAUCGUCAAUGCUAUAGAGAAAUUACCAUUAGCAGUUGAGGUUGUCGGUUCAUUUUUGCGGGGUAAAUCGAUACAAGAAUGGGAAAAGAUGGAGAAGUCAAUGAAAGCACGUCCGAUGAGUUCUCAAAAGACUAUGGUCGGCCUUGAAGAGAUACUGGAUAUAUGUUACAAAGAAUUAGAUCCACAACAAAAAAAUAUAUUUCUGGACAUUGCAUCUUUUAUCUCUGAUGUGGAUGCCCAAAUUGCUUCAUACAUGUGGCCCAAUUGUUAUCUUCCAUCUUCUGGUUGCAUUCUAAUGCCCCUGGCAAAAAUUGGAGAAAACAAUGAACUGCAGAUGCACAGAUUGCUGAGAUGCUUUGGCAAAAGAAUUUUUAAGCAAGAGGGAUCUGGAGAUCCAAGUUCACGUAGAUUUUACACGCAGGAUAUGGUUCUAAAAGCAAUGAACAGGGAGAAGGGAAUCAAAAACGUUGAAGGCCGUGAUUCAUGCUUAUUAACAGCUGCAAGUCUUGAGAGCAUGCCAGCCAUAAGUUUUCUCAAGUUGGACGGUGCCGAAGUUUCCGGAGAUUUUGCAGGUGCAUUUCCGAGUUUAAGGUGGCUUUGUUGGCGAAGGUGUCCUCUGGAAUUUACAGCAGAAAAAUUUGUAUUAAGAGAGUUGGUUAUUCUUGAUUUGUCUUGGAGCAAAGUCACGGAAGACUGGCGAGGGUGGAUGGCGAUCAAGAUGGAGAAAUUGAAAGUCUUGAACCUUACCGGGUGUUCUGACUUACUGUUCACUCCCGACUUCUCUGAUUACAAAGAUUUGGAAAUCCUGAUUCUUGAACGAUGUUCUCAUUUGGUGAAGCUAGAUCCUUCAAUUGGCCAUUUGAAACGUUUAGUCUCUCUGAAUUUGAAGUUCUGCUCCCAAUUGAACAGGUUGCCAGUGGAACUAGGUUGUACGACAGCUCUGAAAGAGCUUUUUAUUGACGGGACUUCUGUACGGCAGAUCCCCAUCUCCAUAGGCAAUUUGAAGCAACUCGAAAUUCUCAGUGGCUUGAAGUGCUUCCCAUUGACUCACCUGCCCAGUUCGAUUUGUUAUCUGAUUGAUCUCUCCGAACUCUCAUUAGAGGGUGCCAAAAUUUCUGAGCUCCCGAGCUCACUGGGGGAGCUGCUCAAGCUAAGGCGCUUGUCAUUGAGGGAUUGCCGUUAUUUGGAGAAACUUCCAUAUUCUAUCGGUGAAAUGGGGUCAUUAGAGGAGUUGGAUAUAUCGGCGACUAGUAUCUCUGAACUCCCCGAUUCAAUAAUAAAUCUGAAAAGCUUGAGAGUACUGAGAAUGGACUCAUCUUUCAUUCGAGCAUUACCUGGGGAGAUUGGGAAUCUGACCAAGCUCGAAGAAUUACAUGCUUCCUGGUGUCGGAGUUUGAAGGGGCCCAUUCCCCGUGAUAUUGAGGGACUACAUCGUCUGAGAUCAUUGACGCUGGGGCAUUCCAAUAUAUCUAACCUACCCUCUGAACUAUCCACCAUCUCGGGUCUUCACACCCUGGAUUUAAUUCAGUGCAAUGAAAUUGAAGAGUUGCCGAAGCUUCCCCCUUCUCUAAUUUGUCUCCGUGUGAGUUCUAAAAGGAUGAAAGCGAUACCCCUUCUUGGAAAUUUAAAGAAAUUGGAGGAGCUGUGCCUAAGUGAUGGGGACCAGAAAGCACGCCGACCACCCUCCGCGAUAGAAGAGAUUCAAGGGCUUGAGGGGCUUAAAGCCCUGAAGAGGCUAGACAUAUUGAACUGCAAAAUACGAAAUCUCAAUGGGAUUGGCCAGUUAACGUCACUGAGAAGUUUGAUUCUAUCCGACUGUGAUUACCUUGAUAGUUUACCUGAUCUUUCAAACUUGACGUUGCUGAAAGUUUUAGAGAUCAGACGAUGCAAAAUGAUCCGUCAAAUUGAAGGCCUAGAAAAAUUAACAUUUUUGAAAAAGCUGAAAAUCAGUGAAUGUCCGGCUGAGAACUCAGUGCAAGUACAGAAUGCGAUUAAGGAUGUAAAGGCACGAUCAGUCGAAAAAUGGGGGCAUGGGGACUUCAUCAAACGAGGUGCGACAUCUUCGAAGCAUAACAGAGAGGAGAUUCUUCUGGUUACAUCAAAGAAGGGGAUGAAGAAAAUGGAAGAUGAACUUAAAGAGCGACCAGCAGACGUGGAAACAUCAGAUAGGAAUUAUUAUGCAAUUGCAGCUGUUCAGAAUGUAGUUGGAAUUGAUGAUCGUGCAAAACAAAUCACCGACUUACUGGAGAUGGAAGUCAGUGAUGAGGUGCGCAUUAUUGGAAUCUAUGGAACUGAUGGAAUUGGCAAGACGACUCUCGCUAAGGCUGUAUAUGAACAGAUCUCUUCUUGUUUCGACAGUUGUAGCUCUCUUGCAGAGGUUGAAGAAACCACACAAAGUUCUGGUGGAAUUCAGUUUUUGCAAAAUAAGUUGAUUUGUGAAAUCCUUGAACGAGAUCGUGAAGAUCUUUCUUUUGAUGUAACAAUAGAAGAUUUUGUGGAUAUAUUUCGUGAAAUGAAAGUUCUAAUAGUUGUCGAUGAUGUGGAAAAGCCAUUCGAUCUUCAUGCUAUUGUAGGAGACCAGCUUCAUUGGUUUGGUCCAGGCAGUCGAAUAAUCGUGACUUCCAAAAAUAGUGGAAUUCUCGAAGGGUAUGAUUCCGACAAGGCUCCUACAUACGUGGUUAGUGAGUUGGAUGAUGGUCAGGCUUUUGAACUUUUCUGCAAGCAUGCAUUCAGGAUGCAAUCUUCCAUACCUGAUUAUGAUGUACUCUCAUUCCGCAUUGUCAAUGCUACAGAGAAACUACCAUUAGCAGUUGAAUUUGUCGGUUCAUUUUUGCGGGGUAAAUCAAUACAAGAAUGGGAAAAGAUUGAGAAGUCAAUGAAAGCACGUCUGAUGAGUUCUCAAAAGACUACAGUUGGCCUUCAAGAGCUAUUGGAUAUAUGUUGCAAAGAACUAGAUCAUCGGCAAAAAGAUAUUUUGCUGGACAUAGCAUGUUUUGUCUCUGGUGUGGAUGCCCAAAUUGCUUCAUAUAUGUGGCCCAAUUGUUAUCCAUCCUCUGGUUGCAUUCUGAUGCCUCUGGCAAAAAUUGGAAAAAACAAUGAAUUGCAGAUGCACAGAUUGCUGAGACGCCAUGGCAAAAGAAUUUUUGAGCAAGAGGGAUCUGGAGAUCCAAUUGGGAGAAAAUUUUACAUACAGGAGAAGGGAAAGGAAAACGUUGAAGCUCUCCCCAUCGACUUCACAGCUGAAUAUUUUCAGGACAUGCCAGAACUAAGGUUUCUCAAGUUGGAUAAUGCCAAAUUUUGCGGAAACUUUGAAGGUGAAUUUGCUAGGUUAAGGUGGCUCUGUUGGCAAAGGUGUCUGGAUUUUAGUGCGAAAAAAUUUGUGUUAACAGAGUUGGUCAUUCUUGAUCUGUCUUGGAGCAAAGUCACAGAAGUCUGGGGAGGUUGGAGUGAAAUCAAGAUGGAGAAAUUGAAAGUCUUGAAUCUUACGGGGUGUCCUGACUUACUGUUCACUCCCAACUUGUCCGGUUACAAAGAUUUGGAAAUCCUAAUUCUUGAACGCUGUUCUCAUUUGGUGAAGCUACAUCCUUCAAUUGGAAGUUUGCAACGUUUAGUUUCCCUGAAUUUGAAGUUCUGCUCUCAAUUGAACGGGUUGCCAGUGGAACUAGGUCGUGCGACAGCUCUGAAAGAGCUUUUUAUUGACCGGACUUCUGUACGGGAGAUCCCCAUCUCCAUAGGCAAUUUGAAGCAACUCAAAAUUCUCAGUGGCUUCAAGUGCUUCCCAUUGACUCACCUGCCCAGGUCAAUUAGUUACCUGACUGCUCUCUCCGAGCUCUUAUUAGACGGUGCCAAAAUGAUUGAGCUCCCAAGCUCACUGGGGGAGCUACUUAAUCUAAGACGCUUGUCAUUGAGGGAUUGCCAUUGUUUGAAGAAACUUCCAGAUUCUAUCGGUAGAAUGUGGUCAUUAAAGGAGUUGGAUAUAUCGGGGACUAGUAUCUCUGGACUCCCCAAUUCAAUAAGGUAUCUGGAGAGCUUGACAGUGCUGAGAAUGGAUUCUUCCUUCGUUCGAGCAUUUCCUGAGGAGACUGGGAAUCUAACUGAGCUCGAAGAACUACAUGCUUCCUGGUGUCGGAGUUUGAAGGGGGGCAUUCCUGGUAAUAUCAAGGGACUACGUCAUCUGAGAUCAUUGAUGCUGGGGCAUUCCAGAAUAUCUAGCCUACCCCCUGAAAUCUCCACCAUCACUGGUCUUCACACCCUGGAUUUAAUUCAGUGCAAUGAAAUUGAAGAGUUGCCGAAGCUUCCCCCUUCUCUAAUUUGUCUGCGUGUGAGUUCUAAGAGGAUGAAAGCGAUACCCCUUCUUGAAGAUUUGAAGGAAUUGGACGAGCUGUGCCUAAGUGAUGGGGACCUGAAGGCAUGCCAACCUCCCUCAAAACAGCUGAUGCCAGAAUCCAAUGUGCAACAAAUGAUUGGCAAACCAUCCUUCUCAAUAUCGUUUCCUAAACUGACAAAACUAGAAUUGUCUCUUUCGCAAAUUAUCAAGCUGAAGUUUGAGCCGACAGUUAUUACUCAGCUCAAAAUGCUAGUCCUUUCUGGUUUGAGCCUUGAAGAAGUAUCCGAGCUUCCCAAGACGUUGUCAGUUUUAUCAAUUCAAGGUUGUUCAUCAUUGAAAAGAUUGCCGACUGUCCAGGGCUUAAACAACUUAUCAGUGUUCAAGCUCUACCAUUCUGCGAUAGAAGAGAUCGAAGGGCUUGAAGGUCUCAACGCCCUGAAGAGGUUAGAUAUAUCGAACUGCAAAAUACAGAAUCUCCAUGGGGUUGACUGGCUGACCUCACUGAGAAGUUUAAUUCUAUCUGACUGUGAUUACCUCGACAGUUUACCUGAUCUUUCAAACUUGACGUUGCUGAAACUUUUAGAGAUAAGACAAUGCACAAAGAUCCAUCAAAUUAAAGGCCUAGAAAAAUUAACAUCCUUGGAAAAGCUGAAUAUUAGUGGAUCUCUGGCUGAGAACUCAGUGCAAGUACAGAAUGUGUUGAGGCAUGUAAUGGCACGUUCUACAGACACGUGAUGCUGAAUUCUCCUCAGUUUCAACUGAUGUCUGUGCAUGGCAUCCGCCCUGUAAAGGGAAGACGGGUGCAGUCCGUGGAAAAACUUAAUGGAGAAACAGGAAUAAGCGAAGAAGGCAAGUUUAUUGGAGUCAAGUUCAUGCUUGACUCUAUUGAAGUCCCUUUAAAGACAAGUUGAGCCCACAUCAACCGCCGUGAACAAAAAGCAGCCGCUCCAGGUGAUCACACCGGUCUCUUUCAAAAGGAAAGUUGUGCACCAGUUGAUUUUCUCCUCAAAUUCCAGAUGGCAAAAUUUUUAAGGGCUCCAAGUAUAUGCAACUUUCUGGCAGAUUGGUCAGUUAGAAAACUGCAUCACUUUUAUGAUUGGUCACAGUAGAAAUGAAUUCCUGUCUUGAUUCAGCAUAAUUUGAGAGGCUACUGAGGUACCAAUAGAUUCUCAUUCUCAGUUAGCACGUGUCUCCUCACUUCUAGAUCAAGUUUAUGAAUUGCCCUGCCAAAAUCAAAGCGGUCAUAGGCUAUCUGAAGGAAAAGGAUGAGUAUUCGGACUUCAGUGACAUCGUUGAUUUUUCCAUUGCUUUUACGUUUCAUGCUAGUCAUCUUU